Molecule: messenger RNA, 1168 nt
Organism: Dreissena polymorpha
Lineage: Eukaryota; Metazoa; Mollusca; Bivalvia; Myida; Dreissenidae
Product: fatty acid-binding protein, heart-like
Exons: 4
Coding region: 196-606 (136 amino acids)
Biological process (GO): fatty acid transport
Cellular component (GO): nucleus; cytosol
Molecular function (GO): fatty acid binding
Source: RefSeq, a predicted model, not a curated record
AUGAUACAUUACAAAUAGACAGCACUCUACAUACCUUAGUUACAUUGCGUGCAUUUUUUUCAUUGAAACAUCCACAGCUGCCAGCAACCAGCGGAACUAUUUGGAGACCGCUGUUGUUAUUUAGUAGCCGGAUAUAUACAUAUAAACAUACAUAUUUUAGAUAGUGCACUUUGAUUUAUUUUGAUCGAUAUUAAUAUGGCAAGUGCAAUCGGAAAAUGGAAGAUAUUUCAGUCUGAAAAUUUUGACGAGUACAUGAAAGCUAUAGGAGUUGCAGAUGAGAAGCGAGCCGAGGCUCACAAAUUUCUGUCCGACGGCUCGAACAUGACCCAGGAAAUAUCCGACAACGCCGGAACUUGGUCCAUCAAGACAACGACAGUGGCCGGUGAAAAAACGUUAACGUUUAAAUUAGGGGAGGGGCUUGAUACGAUGACGCUAGACGGGAGAAAGAUAAAGGUGGUGUUUUCGGUGGAUGGAGACAAGCUUGUGGAGACGCAAACAGGAGACGGGUUUCAGUGUACGCACGUUCGACACGGGGACGUGAACACACUGACAAUUACCCUGACCGGAGGUGGUCAAACGUGUACAAGAAAGUACAUAAAAUGCUGAAUUCUAAACCAUUCGUCAGAUAGCUUGUGAUAGUUUGUUCUGUAUAGAGCCCGUGGUGUAAGCAAAAACAAAACGUAUAUUUAGCCUUUUGACUCCAACGAGCAUGUAUCCUUGAGAACGGAUGAAUUGAAACAGUUGAGACAAAGUUUGAAGCUACAUUAUUGACAAUAGUUUCGAUAUAGUUUUAGCUUUUUAUCACCAUUUGAAAUUUUCCGUUUAAGCUUCAUUCGUUGCUUUCCGAAUGUAAGAAGCUAUGUGCCUUCGUUCUAAUAUUUCAAUGUGUGUGUGCACUGUUGCAGUUUUUAUCAGUUUUUUUCGAGUAUGUUUGUGUGCUUCUUUUAAUAUGUUGUGUUGUUAAUGUUGCGUACAAUAUACAUGCAUUUAAUGAAACCAAAUUUCUUCAUGUUGCUAUUGGUUUAGUGAUUUUUUAGUUGACAUGUAUGCGACAAGUCGUCGUAUAUGUGUGCAUUUUUGAUUUUGUCACUAUAAAUAUUUAAAAAAAACAACAAUUACCAAUUUUAUUGACAUAUGCUAUUUAAUACAAUAAAAAUACAAAGUGCAA